Neopsephotus bourkii (Bourke's parrot) is the source of this 1572-nucleotide messenger RNA. It is a transcript of the gene LRRC19, whose product is annotated as leucine rich repeat containing 19. Gene Ontology annotation, cellular component: plasma membrane. Lineage: Eukaryota; Metazoa; Chordata; Aves; Psittaciformes; Psittacidae. Gene Ontology annotation, molecular function: protein binding; signaling receptor activity. The transcript is spliced from 5 exons. The coding region runs from base 353 to 1501 and encodes 382 amino acids. Gene Ontology annotation, biological process: interleukin-8 production; positive regulation of non-canonical NF-kappaB signal transduction. The record is from RefSeq and is a predicted model, not a curated record.
CAUAUCUUUAACUGAUUGUAACCAAACUUGCUUGUAAAUUCCCUGUGGCAUUUCAACUCAGUACUCUUCGUAUGAUCUGGAACUUGACACCUGAGCAUACUACUAUUAGACUUCCCUAUUGGCUGCAGAUCCAAUUAAAUCCAAGAUGAUUAUAAGAUGUUGCUCAACUUGGUCAAUCUUUUCCUAAGGAUCUUCUAGGUUUAUUAUUUUUUUUCACUGCCUGCUUAUUCAUCAGGUACAAAGGUUGAACAAAAACAAAGUGCUGUUGCAUCAUAUUAUUUCUUGUCAGUGCACUGAAAAAUCUCUAUUCUGUACAUAUGCUGCUCUAACAAGCAACAGAAAGGCUCUAAACAUGACACUGUCUUGGCUUGUGAUCUGUGCUGGAACACUGUUUUUGAAUUCUGUCUCUGCUGACUGCAACUUUACUUCUCAAACGGUCACUUGUGAGACAUCUGGAAAGAACCUCUCUAAUAUACCCACUAAUCUUUACCAAAAUGUUACUAUGUUAAACCUCAAAAAUAAUAAAAUCACUUUAAACGACAUCGACAAAGAGAUUCUUCAAAGUUUUAUUAAACUCACUGAACUCUACCUGAAUGAAAACAUGAUUAUUGUACUGUAUAACAAUAGCUUCUGCAAUCUGACAAAACUGGUAAUUCUGGAUAUCAGCAGCAACCGUAUUAGCACAGUUCAUAAAACAGCAUUUGCAGGAUUAAACCAACUGUCAGUGUUGAAUCUAUCCUAUAAUAUGAUUACUCAACUAGAUUCUUAUACAUUUACUUCUCUAAAAAGCCUGACAGCUUUAGAUCUACAGCAUAACUCUCUGAGAUAUUUUCAUAUAAAAUCACCCUUUAAAUUGAUUAAAAUAGUUUUAGCUGGAAACCCCUGGACCUGCUCCUGUGACCUCCUUGAUUUACAGAUAUGGCUAACUGCCUCCAGUGUGACAAUAGCCUUUCCACUGCUUGCAUCCACAGAAAAUGAAAACAACACUAUAUGUACGUUCCCAAACACCAAAGAAAAAUGCUCCAUCAAAACAGCAGCUAUUCAACCAGCUGACUGCAAAACUGAACAAGCUUCUUUGGAAAACACUGCAGCUUCCACUUCUGCCAUUAAGCUUAAAAGUAGUGCCUUCCUAACAGCUCGGACUCCAAACAUCACUGAAAACAAUGGGACGCAUGCAGAGUUACCACUUCCUGGCAAAAGCUGGACCUUCCUAGCAGGUGUCCUAGGGUUUGUUCUAAGCAUUACACUCCUGAUAUUUAUGGCUGCAAAAUGCCCAACAUGGUAUCGCUAUUUGAUAAGCUACAGUCACCGUCGUCUAGAAGAAAAUGACUCGGAGAUGUUUGAACAGGAAUUCUCAGCUGACAUGAGUUCUUUUCCUACAUUAUCGGAUACAAACAAUGAAAAUCCAAUUUCCCUUAAGAAAAUUCAUACAUUUGUGCCUGGGGAAGAUGGAUUUAUUGAGGAUAAAUACACUGAUUCUUAUGCAACUGAGGAGAGUUAAUAAUGUCUUAUGGAUGAAGAACUGAUUUCUCAAAACUGUAGUACACUUGUACUUCCGUAUUAUGCUACUUA